AUGCCUGGUCGUCGUGUUCCAGGACAUCUUGCUUGUUAUCCUCCUGGUCAUACUUCUCAUCCUCGUCCUGGUCCCCAUGCUGGACAUACGCCUUAUCCCCCUCCUGCUCCUCAAGACACAUGGGAUCCAUGCGAAAGGCCUGCUCCUUCUGCUUUUGUCAAAUUCGCCCACAGAGAGGGCCUCCUCAGCGAUCCCUCUUUCGUGGACACGCCAGAGCCGGCACGGAGAGCUCCGUCUCCAGUCAUGGAACCACCUGUCCAAGGCACCACCGACGUAGAGGGCAUCAUUGAGUAUCCCGACGAUGAAGAACACUUGUCGGACGUCGAUGAUGAAGACGUGGCAAUGCCCGAGGUCAUCGACCUGACGCCAGACAAUUAG
This is a messenger RNA of Exophiala oligosperma, 378 nucleotides long. RefSeq lists its product as uncharacterized. Lineage: Eukaryota; Fungi; Ascomycota; Eurotiomycetes; Chaetothyriales; Herpotrichiellaceae. The transcript is spliced from 2 exons. The record is from RefSeq and is a predicted model, not a curated record. Bases 1 to 378 code for a protein of 125 amino acids.